UCCAAUCUGCUUCACCAGAGCACAGACAAACAAGAAAUACAUCUAAACCGAAAUUAUCAGAAACAAUCAACAAACAGAAAAGAAAGAUGAGUUCCACAAGCCGAGCUUGGGUUGCUGCUGCAAGCAUUGCAGCUGUGGAGGCGUUGAAAGAUCAAGGCAUCUGCAGAUGGAAUUACACUCUGAGGUCGUUGUAUCAACACGCCAAGAACAACCUGGGAUCGUUUUCUCAGGCUAAGAGGAGCAUCUCUUCUUCCUUAGUGAUGGCCUAUAACAAGACAUUGAGAGAUGAGCAGCAGAUGAAGCAAUCUGAAGAAUCUCUCAGAAAAGUUAUGUAUUUGAGCUGUUGGGGUCCCAAUUGAUCCAUCCCCACACCUCCUUUAACACUACCAGUGUUACAGGUUUUGGCCUAGCAAACGAAGAAUGGAAAAUUAAAUUGGUUGGACAAAGAAGCUGAGAUAGCUGCAUCCCCAACUAACGCAAACGCUGCUCAUCGAUGGGGUCCUGAGAAUGAAAUAUACCAAGAAUUUUGUAAUUACUGCAUGUAAACACCAUUAAAUUGUUUUCUUACACAAAUAUAUACUUCCUUAUUAUCUCAAARUCUUCAUUUUCUUUUCUAUUGGCCUUCAUUAUCCAACGGUGAAUAUACAGAUGUUUCAUGGAUGGGUUGAAACACGAUUGAUUAUUUC
Messenger RNA from Nelumbo nucifera (sacred lotus), 686 nucleotides. RefSeq lists its product as uncharacterized. The record is from RefSeq and is a predicted model, not a curated record. Lineage: Eukaryota; Viridiplantae; Streptophyta; Magnoliopsida; Proteales; Nelumbonaceae.